AUGAUAGACCCCUCUCUAAUUUAUUCGGACAAGAGUCACUCUUGUGACUUAGAAGAGCUAAAACAACAUGUGCUAUCCAGGUCCGAGAAACCUGUUCCCAGCAAAAAAGUCAUGGAGCCUUAUUUAAACAGAAAACCAACCAACUGGCCUGCCUUUUUAGAAGAUAUUGAUAGAAGGGGUCUCUCUGCUGAGAAAUUACUCAUUGGCUUAAAAGGAAAAGAAAGAGAACUGAAGAUAAAAGAUGUAAGCAGAGAAAAACAAAUAGAUCUAAACGAAACCGAGUUUAAGAAUAGGUUUCGUCUUAGUAAAGAAGCUUUUAUUUUCUUAUGUGAUAAAUUACGUCGAAAGAUUUCUUUGAAGUCAACCAAACGAAUUAGCUUAGAGAACCACGUCCUUUGUGCAUUGUCUUUUUACGCUACUGGAUCGUACCAAAGACUAGUUGGAAUGGCAAAACAUUUAGGUCAAACUACAGUCAGCAAGUACGCACAAGAAGUGACCGAUGCACUUGUUAGUCCGCCAAUAUUGUAUACCUUACAAAUAUAUGGAACAAUUUUGUUUCUUGAUUUUUUUCUCUAAGAUUUCACUCGAAUAUCAUAAUUCAUAAUAUAUUUCAAUAAUUUUAAUUAAAACGACGUUUAGUUUCAAAGACGGC
This is a messenger RNA of Ostrinia furnacalis (Asian corn borer), 652 nucleotides long. RefSeq lists its product as uncharacterized. Gene Ontology annotation, molecular function: ATP binding; RNA-directed RNA polymerase activity; mRNA 5'-cap (guanine-N7-)-methyltransferase activity. Bases 1 to 576 code for a protein of 191 amino acids. The transcript has 3 exons. Gene Ontology annotation, biological process: 7-methylguanosine mRNA capping. NCBI's taxonomy places the organism in Eukaryota, Metazoa, Arthropoda, Insecta, Lepidoptera, Crambidae. The record is from RefSeq and is a predicted model, not a curated record.